AUGCCACACUCGAAUCAAACAUUCUACAUCCUGCACGCACCUGCAUCCGGUGAUAGGGUCGUGGCUAGCCUCAUUUUGCCGGUAUUGGAAGAAAUGAGGUCUUUGGCUAUCCAGCCUAUUGGAGUUCUUUGCCUCUACACCAUAUACGAAGAUGAUAGUAUAAAAGAGAAGACGAAAGCCUUUGUCGAUGUAAUAGACAUGGCUGGAAACUUACUAACAUCGACUGCCAUUAAUAAGCCAACAAUUGCCUUUGCUACCGUCAACUAUGCUACCACCCACUUCUCAAACUCAGGCCCAGAUGAUAUAGAUCAUCUUGAUGACGAAGUCAAGUUGCCCAUUGCCGAAUUUUGGGCUAGAAGUCCUACGAUUAACAGUACUUUAUACGUUCAUGACGGCACAAGCGACUCGGGAGCAGAAAUAAUACAGUAUCUGAUCGAUCACGGAAACCCAGCACUAUAUUCCAUGUCGAGUGAUGGUGCAACUGAGACGGACGACGUUAAAGGAAAAAUGGGCGUCCAAGAAUCUCCACACUACCAGCAGAGGCGCCAUGCCACUGCAUUCGAACCUCGGAUAAGCGAGGGUACGCCGCGCAUGAUGCAGAUGGAAGACAUGGAGCCGCUGUCAAACGAAUCUGUGGCCGAAGCAUCGAACACGAACCCUUUUCCGAGGGACGAAUUCGAGAUUGAGAGAAGUCAAGACUAUCUCCCGAGAAGCGUCGAUACUCUUGAAAAGCACCCCUUCGAGACAGAAACUCCUACGUUUAUCGAUACCCAUCCAGAAUAUAGAACCGAUUGGUUGGAGAUGAAGAUGCAUCUUGCCGAGAUGGAAGAGCAAAUCAUUGAGGUACAAGACAUGUGGCGACAUGAUCAUGUAAACCUGAGGCGACGCGUAUCAGAAUUGCAGACACGAGUCACGUCAUUGUCGCCGAAGACAAGUAACCACGAAACAGUACUGGACUCUGGUGGCGGUACCCAGAAUUUAUAUCCUAGUUUUAUGUCUCGUCGUUCUGUACUCACAGGGCCAAAAACAUCGGGAACAACACUACCAGACUCUUCCACAGUGUUGCCAGAUAGGCUAGAGUCAACCACCAGCGAAGUGACUGUACCAUUAGGUGAGCUUGCUUCUCAUUCCACGCAAGUGAAUCAAGUGUUGGCUGGCAUUUCAACAGCCAGCAGCCUUGCUUCGCCUAAUGGACCUGCAUUUGAGAGUCACCCUUUGAGAUCACAAGGGCAUUCGAUGGGGGUUUCAAUUGAUGAUGACCUUCACAUCGCAGCAAGAUCUACCACUGAGAGCGGAUUACAUUCUCUUGAUGCUGUUCUCAACACGUCACAGCAUUAUCGAUCUCUUGAGGAGCUGGAGCACAGAGUUGUUCAAUUUCUUGGUUUGGACAGACCCCGUUGGAGCGAAUCUCAAGCAUGGUUGAAUGCUAACUCGACCGACAACAGCUACAAGCAAGGCCUGGCCAAGCUUGUGGGUGCUUUCUCCAUCAUUCAUGACACGGGAUUCUGUGGUGACGAAUUCAGUAUCCUGAUUGAAGAUCAAGAUCGUAAAGAUGUUGCUCUGGCAUGUGCUAUCACCAGCGAUGAACUUCGGUCUCUGCGCGACUCUUUCGCAGCAAUGACCGAUUCAUACUCAGCCAGGGCAAGGGUCACCUUCGACUCUCUAAGUAUUAAUCUGUCCCGCAGACUUCAAGGUACCACGCAGAGUGAAUAUAUCAAUCGUGAGAUCAGACCUGUUGGCGAAGUUCCAAACUCUGGAAGAUCAUCAACAUUGAAAUUUAUUUACAGGGUUUUGGCGCUUGGACUUAUAUCAUUUACGGGUUCUCAUGUUUGCAGGUUCGACCAAAGCACUUUGGAUGAGUCAUGUGAGGGCUUUGAUGUCGGAGAGGGCUACAAAUUCGUCCUUCGAGAUCUGGCUUGCUUGGAAAGAUUCAUUGGUGGACCUGUAUGGGUUCUAGUGAAGGAUACUACGAUCCUGGAAGCUCCCAAGUUGAAGGUCUCCCUGACAUUACAACAAUUUGCUGGUCUUUGGGGACCGCUGUGGACCAUCAAUGGUCCGCAAGACUCAAAUCCGCUUAGGUGCCUGAUUCGCACGGAACGUGGAUACAUCGUUCCUUCGCCCGAUGACAACUCGAAGCGGGAUCAGUCUCGGGAAGUCGAGUGCCAUUGGAUGGCAGAGCUGCCAGUUUCGACGUACAACGGAUUGCUUUCAACACCUGAGCUUAACUUGUUCGAGUCGUCGCAGCUAUUGAUUGGAUCCGAAAACGCUGGGCAAGAACCUUUUCAUGUGAAUGCAAAAUGCUGUACACGGAUUGAAAUGGCAGGGCAGCGGGUUGCCAAAUACCUUCAGGUUUCAGGAACUUCUGCUGCUCACUACAUCAGCGACGGAUAUGAGUUCGGACUUAGUGGGAACCAAUAUAUUGGUAUGAUAGGGACUAAGACGUGGAAGAGGAUUCCCGCCCGAACACAGAAAACUGUGCUCGUUGAGCAAUGUACAAAGCCGGAAACUCCACUUGUCCCAAUCCUCAAGUUACGUAUUGGACUAGAAGUCAGUGCCUGUACUGGCAAUGCUCAGAGAACAACGCUAUGGGACGCGCUGCGCCUUGCUCAGAAGCGCUCAAAGGACACACUGCUUCCGGCCCCAGGACAACAUGAUACCGCAAAGACAUGCAGUCACGGUAUCGGUGAUAUCGACUGUAUGCAGUCAUGUUGGAACAUUCAGCGAAACCUGGACGGAAUUGAUGCCGUUCCGAAUACUCAACUCGACCAAAAAACUCUCAGAAAGACCAUCAUACAGUCCAUACUUAUGCUUCAAGACACUGGCGUCGACCACAAUGAAGAACUACAAGCAUGGUGGCCAUUCACCGAUGCACCGAUGACGCGCAGAAUCCCACAACUCGAGCCCGCAGAUGGCAUCACCAGCUACUGGAUCCCGAUUCUGAAAGACACCAGAGAUUGCUCGACAUUUGCAGUCCUGAGCCAGCGUUGCUUGGAAUUCCGGGACAAGGGACUUCGUCGGGCGUGUUAUAAAUCAAAAAUAUCGUCAUUCACAAUCGAGGCCAGCGGUGCUGCCAAAGACAAAUCACUCACCAUAGCUCCAAACACGUCCGCUCCCAUUGACACCAGCUUUAAAACUGACAAAAAUCCCAAGGACCCGACUGUUCUCAAAACACGGUUUGCACUUGAGGUACCCUUGACCUCGAAAAAACUCUGGCCAGAUCCGACUACCACCAUGCCAUCCUCGUCCGCAGUGACACAAGCCAAAAUCGAGGGACCACUGCUUGGGAAAGGGGCCUGCCUGGAAAUCGGCCAAGGCACCAUCCUGACCGUGGCCAGAGCCAUGGGCAAAGCGCCGCCGCCGCAGCAGCAGCAGCCGCAGACCUUGAUCCUCAAGCGUGCCCGUUUGACGAUGGAUUUCAGCCAUGCAUCGCGUUGGGUCCAGCACAGAAUCCGCGGCAAGGCGUCUCGCGGCUUCGAGCAGAUCUGCGACGAUGUCUCAACGGGCUACUCUGUAGACGUGUUUGUGUAUUAG
Exophiala bonariae is the source of this 3531-nucleotide messenger RNA. RefSeq lists its product as uncharacterized. The transcript has a single exon. The record is from RefSeq and is a predicted model, not a curated record. Lineage: Eukaryota; Fungi; Ascomycota; Eurotiomycetes; Chaetothyriales; Herpotrichiellaceae. The coding region runs from base 1 to 3531 and encodes 1176 amino acids.